UGAGGGAGACGGCGAGAGUUGUGUUCGCGACGCCGCGCUCUCCGAUGGCUUGACUGUGGGCAAAACAUUCCUCCACUCUCUUCUCAAAAAAUGGCACCUGCUGAAAAAUUCGCCGCCUAAUCAAAAUUCCUCUCCAAGCUGUUCUUAAUUUCUAAUGGGGACGAGGUGACCCUGGUAUGGCGAUGGCAUUAGCGUUCGACGCCGACAACUUCAGCGACGACGUGUUCGAGUCGCCGGACGAGGAGGAGCCGCCGACGCCCGCCGGCUUCCUCAGUGCCCCGCACAACUCUGCUUUGCCCAAAGCGCCUUCGCCCACGGGCUACCGGGACUACGUUGCCCCCGCCGAGGCCUUCAUCCCCGCGUCGGCCAGCGCGGCCGCGCGAAAUGCACCUGUGCACAAGACAAUAUUGCUGGGAGACAGUGGGGUUGGUAAAACAUCCCUCCUGGUGCAGUUCGACACCGGAACGUUCAAAAUGGGCACUUUUUCAGCCACCGUUGGAAUUGGCUUCUCGGUUCUUCUUUUGGGAGACUGCGGUGUGGGCAAAACUUGUCUCCUCGUGCGAUUCCAAGACGGCCGUUUUCUCUACGGCUGCUACAUUUCGACGGUCGGAGUCGACUUUCGGAGUAAAAUUGUCACCGUGGACGAGGAAAUGGUGAAGUUACAAAUCUGGGACACGGCUGGACAGGAACGCUUUCGCAGUGUGACCCACGCGUAUUAUCGAGACGCACAUGCCCUGCUUUUGCUGUAUGACGUCACAAAUAAAACAAGCUUUGACAAUAUUAGAGCUUGGCUGGGGGAAAUUCGAGAGUACGCACAAGACGACGUUGUCAUUCUGCUGUUGGGAAACAAGGCAGAUUGCGAGAACCGGAAAAUCAGGAGGGAGGAAGGCGAACGAUUGGCGCGCGAGUAUAACGUCAUUUUCCUCGAAACUUCAGCCAAAUCAGGACUGAACGUUGACCUCGCUUUCACUGCAGUAGCCAGAGAGCUUUUGUCGAGAAGCACUUUGGGUCCUGAUAAGGCGGCCGGCGGUGACGCGCCAUUUAGUGUUCACGACUAUGUUAGAGAGCAUUCGGUGAGAGUAACCGAAAAUGCCCCAGAGUCAAAUUGUGUUAAUUGCAAUAUAUAAUUUACAUAGCCAAUGCAUGUGCAGCCUCAAAACGACCAAACCGAGUUUAUAUAUCUCACGGCUGCUUUUACUAAAACUUGUCCAAUAAUUUGGUAAAAAGUUACUUUUAUCUGUGCCAAUAUUCAAAUUUUGCAAAAAAAGAUCUCAAGACUCCGCUAUUGCCUUUGCAGACAGUAGAGUAAUUUCUGUGCUUACGGAGUAUAAAUAUUUAUCUUUGGCUCUCUAUUAAAAAUCCUCAUAAUGAUGUUAACAAUUAACGUAUACAUGGUAACAAAAUAUUUGCUGUUUAAUUGAAAGAAAAAAAAUCAAUAUUCAUCAUGUAUCACUGUAAUACAGAUACAUAUCAAAACACGACAAUUUGAAAGUUUUGAUUUAGGCAGAGCUAAAUAAACCUAGCCUUCAUGUAAACGCAAUCCAUUAGAAAAGUACAUUAUCAAAGUCAGUAAGAAAAAAUUGUUGAAAAAUAAGUGAAUGAAAAAUACAAAACGCAAGACUAACUUUGGUUGUUGUUUCUUUCCUCAAAACCGAGGGCUGUCCGGAAAAUUAAUUCUAGCAUUACAUUUUUUAAUAUGAAUCACUGAAGAAUUUUUAAUCUAGUUGAAAAGAAGCAAAGCCAAAAAUAUCAUUGAGCAUGUCAUAAUGUUUACUGCAAUUUUAUUUUUCUGCAAUCACCAAACUAUAUAUCAUUGCAAUUUUGUGCACAUUUUUCUUGUUUAGAAAUUAAGAGAUACAGUUCUUUACAUUGCUAUUUUACUAUUAACAUUCAAUUUGUAACACAAAUAACAAGCAACGCUUGCAUACUCU
Molecule: messenger RNA, 1931 nt
Organism: Neocloeon triangulifer
Lineage: Eukaryota; Metazoa; Arthropoda; Insecta; Ephemeroptera; Baetidae
Product: ras-related protein Rab-37-like
Exons: 8
Coding region: 177-1127 (316 amino acids)
Molecular function (GO): GTP binding; GTPase activity
Source: RefSeq, a predicted model, not a curated record